CUUCCUCUUCUUUGCUGCUACUCAGAAGUUAAGUAUAUCUCACAUUUUUGCUCUGCAAACAUACUAUUAUCCUUUUAAAAAAUACAUUUAUCUAUAUUUAAACAUACCCUCAGUUAACACCCUAUACAGUUGCUUACAUUUUUAUCUCCGCUGCCAUUCAUUCCUUAUUUUAUUUUGUCUGACAAGCAUAGACUUAUAUAUCACUUUUUCCUCAGGUCUUAUUCACCUCUAGCUUAUAUCAUUACCCCUGGUCCUUACCGUUUACCUUCCGUUCUUAGCCUCUUUUCUCCCCUCCAUAUACCUAUUCAUUCUUCUCCUCAGUAUCGCUGGUCUCGGCAUUGCCGGACUUCUCGCGAUACUACGCGAGCUGGUCCUCAGCUUCGCGCUCUUUGGUUAUCCCCCGCUCUGUGGUUUUCUCCACUCUGUGACUGAACUAUCAGACGUCUUCUGUCAGUCAGAGUGUUCGCUCCCUCAGAGACGACCGCGGCAUUUCGCCUACUGAAAGCGCUCUUUAAGUCAAUUUUCUUUUCCCCUUUCAUUGUUUUCUUCCAAUAGUAAUUCCUACUGGCAUACUUUUAUAUUUAUUAUUGAUAAUUUCUGUCACAAUUACUCCGGUGCCGGUGAUAUAAUUCUUCAUACAGAUUUUCUGUUCAUUUGGCCAGUCUAUUAUAUAUUUUACCUCAUUUAUAUAUAUAUAUAUAUAUAUCCUUAUUCCUAUAUAUUUAACAUAUAUUGCAUUAUGGCCAAUGAACAAACUGUUAAAGACAUGGAGUCCAUUAAUGCCCAACCUAUGGAUAGCAACUCCAUGCAGUCUAUGGUGGACUUAUCAGUCCGGAAUGCAAUGGCCAGUAUACCAGAGAUUGUGGCCCAAUCCAUGGCUCUAUUCAUGUCCCAUGAUAAGUAUCAGCAACCCCCCAAGGCUGGUCCUUCUACCCCGUCGGAUCAUUUUUGGUCCGCGGAGGACUCUACUUCAAAUUUAGCCAGGGGAUGGGGAAAGUCUGGGAAGGCCACCCAUAAACGGCCUAUGCCUACUACCGGUCCUUCAAAAUCCUAUAAAAAACCUAAAGUGGUUAAGGACCAGGUUCCAUCUUCUGCUGUUACCAAAAGCAGACAUACUGAUGCUAAAAAAUCGCAUCCCAUACCCUCCACCCGGGAGGAGAAACAUGAUAACCGGGUUAAAAGAGUAUCCCGGAGAGAAAAACCGGACUCUUAUAACACCUCCCCUGACCAAUCCUCAUCUGAGGAAGGUGAGAUCUCGGAAUAUGCCUCAGACUCUGAAUAUGAGGACAUCUCUGAUAAUGAAGAGCCUACUAUGGCUAUUGAGGACCCUAAGGCAGUCAUUAUGGACAGUGCGGGAAUCCCGUAUUUUGACCCAAGCCUACUUAAACAUCCACGUUCUGGAGAAUGGGAUCCUCAUCCUCAGGUGACCCAAUUUUUAACUCUAUGGGUCAGAAAACCUAUAGAUAGAGCCACUCGCAACAGGUUGCGAGCAGAAUGCCCUAGACCUAAUAUUCCAAAGAAACUAUCCAUUACCCCAGAGAUAGACCCUCCAUUGAUUAAAUACCUAAACAAAUCAGGGAAAAAUCCCAAAAAAGGUAUAGAUCGCUCUUUCAAGACAAUCCAGGACAGAUUUUUAGACCUUCUGGGUCCCUUAACAAAAAUUUUGGACCUCACUGAGGAGGCUAGUUCCUCUGGCAACCCAGUGAACUUAGAAGUCCUUAAAGGAUGGGCUCAAAGGGCCCUGUGUAUAUUUGGUGGCAUUAAUACUACCAUCUGCACUGAACGUAAAAGGUCCAUUCUAUUAAAAUUGGAUCCUCAGUUGAUUAACCUAGCUACAACUGAACCUGAAUCCUCCACCGAGGGCCUUCUCUUUGGAGACACGUUUAUUAAAGAGAUAAAUAAAUAUGUAGCAUUAUUUUCAUCUCUUGAUAAGGCCCAAACAUCCCUUAAGAAGGUUUUUCAACCUCGGGUUUUACCCAGGGCUGGGAAAAGAAGGGGCAAUUUUCCCAGCCGCCAGUCUCAAGAGAGACAAUAUACACGUGCCCCCCAAAGAACAGACAGAUUCCAGAACCCUACCUCCACCUAUCAAUCCAGUCCAUUCUUUCCAACAAGAGGAAGACCGUGGAGAGCCAGAGGACAUCGCGGAUAUCCCAGAUCUCGACCCAACGCUGUGUAAUUCACGGACUGUCAAGGAUCUUCGUGUCAACAGAAUAUUCAUCCAUUCCACAUCUUAUAAGACCGGUUUCCAGUUUCUCAUGAAGUUCACUCCUGUUUAUCCCUCUUCAGAACUGUUAUCCACAAUCUUCUCAGACUCCUAGAAACUAUGCUAGUUGAAGAUGAUUUAUUUCUUCAGAUAUUGUUUCUUCACUCCGACAAAUUCUUAUAGGACUUUAUUGUCUUGUUUUCCUUAUAUUAUUUUAUUAUAACGUUUUGCAUCAAAGAAGAGGAAGUAUUGUAUGUUACCUUGCCUCAUAUCACCUGUGCUAACCUC
Hyla sarda is the source of this 2491-nucleotide messenger RNA. RefSeq lists its product as uncharacterized. The coding region runs from base 740 to 2176 and encodes 478 amino acids. The transcript is spliced from 2 exons. NCBI's taxonomy places the organism in Eukaryota, Metazoa, Chordata, Amphibia, Anura, Hylidae. The record is from RefSeq and is a predicted model, not a curated record.